AUGACAAAAACCAAAAUUCGAAAUCAAUUAAGUACUUCAACAUUAGAAAUGAUUUCACAAAUUAAACUUGCAUUAUCUGCAGAAGUUUCUAAAAAAAGCUUAGAGAAAAAAUUAGUAACUAGAAACGAACAAGAUAAUGAUACUUUGGAUGAUUAUAAUACUUUAUUUUCUUUGAAUUUAAUAGAUUUAAUUAAUGAUGAAGAUAAUAAGUUAGAGUUUAAUAACAUUCAAGAAAUUUGCUUAGAAUCUAUGCAAAAUUAUUCAGAAUUAUUUAUAGAAGAGUUUAUUAAUUUUAAUAUAAUUGACAAAUUGAUUUUAAGGGUAGAGG
Molecule: messenger RNA, 328 nt
Organism: Dentiscutata erythropus
Lineage: Eukaryota; Fungi; Glomeromycota; Glomeromycetes; Diversisporales; Gigasporaceae
Source: the annotation of a GenBank genome assembly